Limanda limanda (common dab) is the source of this 2182-nucleotide messenger RNA. Its product is annotated as lysophosphatidic acid receptor 6-like. Gene Ontology annotation, molecular function: lysophosphatidic acid receptor activity. The transcript has 2 exons. Lineage: Eukaryota; Metazoa; Chordata; Actinopteri; Pleuronectiformes; Pleuronectidae. Gene Ontology annotation, biological process: positive regulation of Rho protein signal transduction; phospholipase C-activating G protein-coupled receptor signaling pathway. The record is from RefSeq and is a predicted model, not a curated record. Gene Ontology annotation, cellular component: membrane. Bases 496 to 1578 code for a protein of 360 amino acids.
CACAAAGGAGAAGUAGGAACUGAGUGUGAGUGAGAUGCGUGCAGAGCAAAAUCCCUCAGGCUGUCAGAGAGAGAGAGAGAGAGAGAGAGAAGAGAGAGAGAAGAGAGAGAAGAGAGAGAGAGAUCUGUAGAUACUGAGUGACUGGUCAGACAAACAGAGAAAGAGAGAGAGAGGAGGAGAAACAGGAAACUCUGAAGACUGACCCAAGCAGGAGUUCAACUGCAGCUUCACUCCUGCUCCUGGAGGGUGGGGGGGGGGAGAGAAGCGUCGUGGAUGGUGGUCACGGCACGAGACCGACAGCUGAGGACAAGGAGCUGAAAAGGACAUAAAAGAAACCCCCCCCCCAAGAUUGAGAGCUGACAAAGAGGAGGGACAAUGCCAUGAAGAUCCUUCCACACGGACCCUGACCCUGUGGACGUCCCAUCACCAUCACCGCUCCGAGCUGGAGACCCCCGGACUGAGCUGUGGACAUUUGUGUUGGCUGAUUCCUCUGAAAUGUACAACACUACGACGCUUCUCCCUGACAGCUCCACCUCGUCGUGGGCCGGGAAUCAGUCCAACUGCAGCAGGAACGAUGAGUUCAAGUACCCCCUGUACAGCGCCGUGUUCAGCAUCGUGUUCGUGGUGGGACUCAUCACCAACGCCGUGGCCAUCUACAUCUUCACCUGCACGCUGAAGCUGCGGAACGAGACCACCACCUACAUGAUGAACCUGGUGGUGUCGGACCUGCUGUUCGUCUUCACGCUGCCGCUGAGGGUCUUCUACUUCAUCAACGGCGACUGGCCCUUCGGCAGCACGCUGUGCAAGAUGUCCGUCUCGCUGUUCUACACCAACAUGUACGGCAGCAUGCUCUUCCUCACCUGCAUCAGCGUGGAUCGCUUCCUGGCCAUCGUGCACCCCUUCCGCUCGAGGACGCUCAGGACUAAACGCAACGCAAAGAUCGUGUGCGUGGCCGUGUGGGCGCUGGUGCUGUCGGGGAGCCUGCCCACCGGCUUCCUGCUGCAGUCCACCUCCAUAAGGGACAACAAGACCGCCUGCUUCGAGAACUUCUCGUCCAAGCAGUGGAAAGCCCAUCUGUCCAAGAUGGUGAUAUUCAUAGAGUUGGUGGGCUUCCUCAUCCCGCUGCUGCUCAACGUCUGCUGCUCCAUCAUGGUGCUGCAGACGCUGCGGCAGCCCGAGACCAUCAGCCGGGGGGGCAAGCUGAACAAAACCAAGAUCCUGCGCAUGAUCAUCGUUCACCUCUUCAUCUUUUGUUUCUGCUUCAUCCCCUAUAACGUCAACUUGGUGUUCUACUCUCUGGUCCGGACCAAAACGUUAGAAGGCUGCUCGGCGGAGUCGGUGGUUCGGACCAUCUACCCGGUGGCGCUCUGCAUCGCGGUGUCCAACUGCUGCUUCGACCCCAUCGUUUACUACUUCACCUCGGAGACCAUCCAGAACUCCAUCAAGAGGAAGUCCGUGGUCGGGCGCUCGUACGACGCCAAGUUCUCCGAGGCGCUGCAGUCGGAAACCAGCUCCAACCUUCAGCACAGCCUGAGGAAUCUAAAAGCUAAAGUCUUUCACAAUGAGUCCUCUGUGUGAUUGGGGUGUUGUUGCACUCAGGUAUUAAAAAAAAAACUUCUCCGGAGAAAAACAAACCGACGCGAGACCACAGGAAUGGAUACGUGCUUCAUUAUCAAGCACCUGCCAAAGAAGUAUUAUCUUAUUUCUCAUCUCAGGGCAAAUACCCGGACCUGCCACUGACAGACCCUGACCCCUUUGUUCGCAUCUGUGGAUUUAAUACUUAUUUAUUACUACUUAUUAAUUCCCCUUUUCCUGUGGAAAUUGUGUUAAGCGCAAUUACUCUGCCGGUGACCUGGAAGGGAAUGUGAUCACUGGACAGCAGGAGGGUUAUGAUACUGAAAGCUACAUGUGCCUGUAUAUCUGUACACCUCCAUGUUGAGCUGUGGUGCUAACUUUAGAGUAGUGUCGUAUUAAAUUAACAGAAAAGAUAUAUCAAGCUUUUAAGUGUUACAGGGCUGUGUUGUGUGUUUUUUUUGUUGUUGUGAAUUAAGUAGGUCACAGAAGUGCCCGCUCUGCAUUUCAUUGUAAACUGUUGAUUGCCAUUAAAUGCACUGACAUGGAUUUCCACAUACUGCACUCAUGCCACAGUAAUGAAUAAAAGUCAUGUACUGUCUAAAACUAA